Clunio marinus is the source of this 195-nucleotide messenger RNA. The record is from the annotation of a GenBank genome assembly. Lineage: Eukaryota; Metazoa; Arthropoda; Insecta; Diptera; Chironomidae.
AUGCAAGAAGAAUUAACUCAACUUUGCGUAAUUUACAAAAUGAUCAAAAUUGAAAAUGUUAAUAAUCGCAAGUUUGCGGAAGCUUACCAUGAGAACCAUUUGACUUAUAAACUGUUACGUCAUUCAAGACAAGAUGGACUUUUAAAAUAUUUCACGCAAGGCAAGCAAGAUCGUAAACUGAAACAUAAAAAGUAA